GGAGGAGGAGGAUGGGACACUGCUGAUGCUGAUGCGAGAGCAUUCGCCGUCUGUGAUCAACAUCGGUGGUACCGACUGCCAAACGAUGGAGCUCCUUGGCCUCAUUUCACCCCUCGCUCGUUUCGCUGUGGUUUUCGACGAGGGCCGCUGAGACGGACGUGUUUUUGGGACGGGAACGAUUGAGGAAUUUGAGGAGGAAAGAGCGGUUUCGUCUCGUCAUUCGUCUGGCCUGUCUUCUCACUGACACAGGUGGAUUUGCCGCUGGAAAAACGGCGUCGACAUGAAGAAUUAAUACCGGACCGAGGCGACAAUUUCCGUAAUUACGUCUUAAACCGUGACAUACUGAAGCUCAUAUUAUUGUUUCAUUUAUGUGAGAAGGGACGAAGGUGGACCGUUUGGCGUGUAAGCUAGCUAAUAGGCUAAUUUUCGCUAGCUAGUCAGUUAGCAGCUCCGGUGUCCAAUGGCACGAAAGAAGUGGGAUGCUCGAAGGAGGAGUUAACGGUAGUUGCUAGCAUAAAUUCAUUUGAGGGAAAGAUAGUCGGUGUUACAUGUGGUAGCCCGAUUUAUAUUGGAGACUUAAUUCACAGCUUGAGGUUAAUUAAGGUCUGAGUCGCGGUGUUUCCACCGUUUCCUCGCAGCGCUGUCGGCUUCUCAGCAAAUUAGCCUGCGAUGGAUACGGUUAGAUAAUCGGCUAAGAAAGCUAAUGUUGACAAACACUCGUGACUCGACGCGUUAAUUCUUAACUUUAUAGUGCGGCUCUUUGGCAGAGAUGCUGCCGGUUGUGUUUAUCGAUUCAGCUCCGAGACGUUAUUUCGGUGAUUUAGCAGCUUCCUGGCCGUAGUGAAGCAUGUUGACGUUGGAUGUGCUCAAGCUAAAACGUUCGGCAACAACAACCAGGACUGGACCUGCCAUGACAGGAGGGGACAUAGUGAGUCAAGACACACUCAAAUCAUAACCUGUAAGGAUGAAAAAUUAACAUGAUUGCUAAAUUUAGGUAACGUUGUUGUCGAGAUGUGGCUGGCAGAAGUUCAACCUACAGUUACAGUUUGUUAAACCGUUGUUAGACUGACGACUCAUCUUCUUUACAUUGUUUUUUAUUAAAUCACAAUAUCUGUCAGCGUCUUUUAACUGUUUACACGUGAACAUGAUUGUACGAAGUCCACACUUGGUUUAUGGUUUCAUUGAAGACGUGUAGUGCCAUAUAAAAGCAUGGCAUUAAACCUGACGAGCUGGAUCUUGACUACAGCAGUGAGAUAAAAACGUCUGAAGCUCUCUAAAGUUUACAGGAGGAGGACUAAGCCAGUCUAAAUGGAACCGACAGUUCUGUCUGGCCCUCUGGGGCACACACAGUGGGAGUCAGAACAGCCAUUUCCUCUUGGAUUUCAAACACUGGAUUCAGACAAUGGAGGUGUGCCCUGUCAAAGCCAGAGUGGUCAGACAGGUUUGGAUUUCAGGAACCAGGAUAAGACAUCCCACCAAAGUGAAGCAGGAAAGGUGGACAAACCGGUAGAGUUGGACAAGCUCAUAAAUCAGUUGUCUUGUGGAGAAUUGCAGUUUGAGGGAGAUCACUCCCCUGUUUCCCAAGCUUCCCUCCAUAUAGAGGAAUUGUCUUACACAGAAAAAAAUGAGAGACUUGAUGAAAUCAGUGACUGCACUUUAUCGUGGCUAUUUUCUCCCAACUUUCCUGAUGUGAUUGGGAAAAAUUCUGCCUUGAAGGAGCUGAAUCUUACACAGGAUUCCCCUAUUGAGGACUCAGAUGUGCACAGUGGUCAGGCUGAGCUAAUAAACCUCAGUGUGCCCUCUUCUCCGGUGAAGAUUUCUCAAAGGAAUUCUGAGACAAAAGCAGGAGAUCCAUUUUUAUUAGUAGAUUUCCUCUCUGAUCAACACCCAUGUCUCACCCCAGAGUCUAUAGGUGAGUUGGACCCACAGGGUGUCACUGAAGAGGCAACAGACCUGUCACGAGACGAGCAAGCGGGCCCCCCUCCCUCACAGAGUACGGAGACUUUGUCACCUGAAAUUGGAGACAAAGGUUCAUUCCCUGAUCAAGUGACUGAUCUACUUGUAACCAUUCGCAAUACCCUGCAAGGUUUACCUGACAGCUGCCUCCCGCAUAACCACAUCAGCACACCACUGGAGUGUUUUGAAGGAUCUGUGCCUUUGUUGGAUUUUGAGGUUCCAGAUAUCGACAGCAGUCUGAGUUUGUGCCCUGCUAGUCCUGCCUCUGUCAUCUGCCCAGACACUCCAUUAGAUGUAUCAACAGAGGAGUCAGAGGUGGUACAUGCAGAAGCUACUGUAACUGAAAAUCUUACUUCAGAACAACAAGGUGAGAGUGACUCACUUGCUCUGCAUUUGUCAGACAAAACUUCAUCACUGACACUGCCUCCAGCUGAAGAUGCUCUCAUUCAGGGUGAUUUCACCAGCGAGAGAUGCCCUGUGGAGAACGUGUCUAAGGAUUUGACGGAAGACGAAAUUUUUUCUGAAGCCAAAAAUCAGGGGACGAAGGAAAUGGCUUUGGAUCCGUGCUUGACUGUUGAAGAAGUCCAUGAUGAAGAAUCUUGGGACUUGAAACCGUCAGAGGAUGCACAGAGUGGAGGUGUUCCUGAUCUGACAGUUGAGCAGAGGGAAGAGGAGAGUCCGGCUAACGCCAACCAGCUGGAGCUUUCAGAUUGUAAUGAAGUAGCGUCUUUUGAUUUUUCAGUUCAGGACUUGAACACCUCUUCUCCUGAGGCUGGAUGGACUAGUGAGCAAGCUGUGGCGACACUUUCCCUCUCCAAGAUGGUGGUAGAUGACUCACUGCCAAUGGUCUCAGCUGUGAAUACGAGGGAGGAAGAUGUCUCCCCGCUAAAAGCUGUCUUCGAUGCUUUAGACCAAGAUGGAGAUGGCUUCGUUCGCAUCGAGGAGUUUAUGGAGUUUGCUGCUGCCUACGGGGCCGAUCAGGUGAAGGAUCUUACCAAAUUUUUGGAUCCCAGUGGCCUCGGAGUGAUCAGCUUCGAAGACUUUCAUCGUGGAAUCUCUGCAAUUAGCAACGGUGGACCAGAGCCACAGCUCUACAAUGUAAACUACAGUCCAGGGGAUGGAGCUGUGGGCUGUCCAGAGGAGUACGAUGAGCAAAAUGAGGUGACAGACAGUGCAUACCUGGGCUCCGAGAGCACUUACAGUGAGUGUGAGACCUUCACUGAUGAAGACACGGGGGUCCUCGUACCACCUGAGAUGCAUGAGGAUGUGGAGACUGACAGCGGCAUCGAGGCGACGCUGCACGACCCUGAAGAUGGAGGAAAUAGGUUUUCUCUGAACUCUGAGCUCCAUAACCACUCCCUGGUCACUGUCAUCGGUGGGGAGGAGGAACACUUUGAGGACUUUGGGGAAAGUAAUACCUCAGAGCUGCUUCUAGAGACCAGCGUGGAAGGGCCAGAGGGGGAGGGUGACUCACCUCUCACACAGCCCCCUGAGCAGGUCAAUGGGUCAUCACUGCUCUCUCCCAGUGCACCCGCUUCUCUCCCUGACUGCUUUCAGAGCUUCCUCAGGGAGGAGGCGCUGGACUUUUUCUGUAGCCAGUGUCACAAACAAAUAAGUCGUCUCGAGGACCUCUCCACUCGUCUCAAUUUCCUAGAGAUGACUAGUGCUGGCAAGAGGCUGUCCAGCAAGAAAGUCGCAAGACACCUCCUCCAGAACAGCUCGAUGACUCUGGACACCAUGAGCGACUUAACGCGGGACAUCCUGGAGCUCGCUGAUAACGACAUCACAGACAAGGUGCUCCUCCUUGAGCGUCGAGUGGCAGAGCUGGAGAAGGAGUCUGAAGCGUCAGGAGAGCAGCAUGCACGACUGCGCCAGGAGAACCUUCAGCUGGUGCACCGGGCCAACGCUUUGGAGGAGCAGCUGAAGGAGCAGGAGCUCUACGCUGAUGAACAGCUACAGCAGGAGACUCGUCGUCACAAGGAGGCCAUGUCCAAGCUGGAGAGAGAGAGGGGGCUGGAGCUAGAAAACAUGCAGGCCAGGCUGCAGCAGCUGGAUGAGGAGAACAGUGAGCUGAGGUCAUGUGUUCCUUGUCUUCGAGCAAACAUCGAGAGGCUAGAAGAGGAGAAGAGGAAGCUGCAGGAUGAGACCGAGUCAAUGACCGACAGGCUUCAGGACGAGACGGAGUCCCGCAGGAAGAUGGCUGACAAGCUGAGCCAUGAGCGCCACCAGAGCCAAAAGGAGAAGGAGUGCACUCAGGAGCUGAUUGAAGACCUGCGUAAACAACUGGAGCACCUACAGCUGUACAAGUUGGAAGCUGAAGCAAAGAGAGGACGCACGCCUGGUGCAGGGUUACAGGAGUAUCAGACCCGCACACGUGAAGCCGAGUUAGAGCAGGAGAUCAAACGACUCAAACAGGACAACCGUACUCUGAAGGAGCAGAACGACGAAUUAAACGGCCAGAUUAUCAACCUGAGCAUCCAGGGAGCCAAGAAUUUAAUGUCGGCCUCCUUCUCUGACUCCCUGGCAGCUGAGAUCAACUCUGUGUCUCGCGCAGAGCUGAUGGAGGCUAUUCACAAACAGGAGGAGAUCAACUACAGACUCCAGGACUACAUCGACAAAAUCAUUGUGGCCAUCAUGGAGUCCAACCCCUCCAUCCUAGAGGUCAAAUAGACACCAUACAGCCGGAGAGCGACUUCCAGUGACACCACAGGCUGUAAAAUAUAUUCGAGACAUAGUGAUAAGAAAACUACCAAGAGAGGAUGUAAAAAUAUUCAUUUUGGUAGGAAAAAAAACGACGUACUCAACUCCUCCCCAGAAACAGAAAAAUUGAAGAUUUCUAAGAAGUCCAUGGCUGUCAGUGAAAAAUAAGCUGUUUUUUUAGUUGGAUAUCCCUCGAGUCUGUGCUUAUUUGUGAGCGUAUGUGUUUGCCUUCCUGAAAACACUUGGGUUCUGGUGACUUCCAUGUAUUUGGCUAGAGGGACCUGAGUCUCCCCUGUUGAGUGAGUGAAUGUGUAAAUGUUUUGGUCAGUAUCAUAAAGAGUAGAAUAUUUUCCCGUCCCUUCCCAAAAACAAAAGUGUCAACGUUUGAUUGAGCUAAAAAACGAUCAGACAAUUUAUACCUAAAGGCCUUAAAUGAAAGGUGAUCAAAGUAUUCAUUAACGAUGCAUAUACCAUACAUGCCUCAGUUCAGUCGGUCUAGUCUUACUGCUGGUAUGUGGGCUGAGAUCUCCUGCACCGCGCUGAAUCGUGUUUUAAUCACAAAGCCGCAUGAAGCUCUGGUCAGGAGGGAAGUAGUCUUUAACAUUUUUAGAGCUUGCUGUGCCGCCUGCCAAGCCCCGUGUGUUCUGUCCUUUAACCAAGUUCAGCUGUCUUUCCAGUGAACCCGAGCGAGGGACAUUUCUACCGGGCUGCAGAUGAGAAACGCCUGGAGGGUUUCGUUUGUGUGUGCUGUUUGUGUGAGGUGUUCCACAUUCAUCUUUUGCUCUUAAGGUUUUGAAGAAGGUGGGUGAAACUAGGAGGAGUGACAAGAGCGACACAGUGUGAGCUUCGAUGUCCCAAAUGAGGGAACUGCGCGGUUUAUAAUUUGCUUCAUCGUUUAUUUUUACAAUGAAACAGGGUCCUGGAGCUCAGGUGGGCUGGAGGCCUCAAGUGGAAAAGACACUACAUUUCCCAUCAUUCCCUGGCACAAGCAUUACAUAACUCCAACUUAAAUUAUUGACUGGAUAAUGAAAUAACGGCUCAUACUGACUGUAAACUCUCCAAACACUUGAAUUAAGCUUGAAGGGAAACAGACGAGUGAUCCUGGAAGUUGUAGUUUUAUUUUUUUUCACAGUACAACCCACCUGACUCCAGUGUUCUCUUGCUGAGUGAAAGUUGUAGGGAAGCUUCUCCAACAUUUUGGGUUCUUUUUUCUGCACAAGUGAUUUAUUGUCAGUAAAAAUGUUGACUGAAACGCUGACAUUUAACAGCUUGUAUGUGAAGAAUCAAAUGGUUGUAUUUUUGCACUACGUUUUGAUUUCAUUAUUGUUUUUGUUGAUAGAAAAAAAUGUUUAUUGUGAAGGGAUCAAAUCAUAAAUGAAGAUCAUAUCGAAGCCUGUUUGAUGAUAAAAUGUGGGAUUGUAACUACAGACAUACCAGCAGUGUUGGGACUGGUGUGGACUGCAGACGUCCCAUUUAUGAAGAAAAAAAGCACCAUGUUAAUACAAUACAUAUUUAAUUGGAUUUAUUGAAGAACUCAACUGAAUAUACUGCAGCCAUGUCUAAAGAUUAGUUGAAUUCUCAUUUGCAUACUGUAUUUUUUCAGUCAUCAGGAGUUCAGAUGAGCUUCUCGCCGGCUGUCUGCCAGUUGUAUCUUGACCUGAUCUGCAUAUAUCAUUGAGGAGUCAUGGCAGACCUUGGUAGCAAUAAUGCUUGGCAAGAAAGUGGACAUUGGUGGAGGGCAGAUUUAUAAAGAACUGCUCUGUAUUUCCUCUGCUGAAGCAAUUUCUGCUUUUUGCUGUAAAUCACAAGUACAGCAAGAAGACGUAUGGACUGAUUGUGUGCUUAAUCGGUACUGUGCAGCCAUCUUUCAAUACUUCUGGACGUUUCUUUUCGACCUGGAUAAUGGACAUUUGCAUUGGAUUUACACGCCAGGCAUCUCGAUGGAUUUCUAUCGCCGGAGUUGGGGAGGUUAUUUUUGUCCAAACAGCAUGGCGUUCUGCACCCAUAUCCUCAGAAGAAUUCCUAUUUUUCACCCAGUUCACCUCCAAAUCUCACUGCUCUUCUUCACCUGCCACUCCGCAGAAAAAAUGGCCUUGGAUGUAAAUGACUUGUACAUGUAAAAUUUUUUCUACACUCACUCUAGAUUCUAGGUAUUUUUAUAGUGGGAAAAGAAAGGAGCAUUUCUUUUUCUCGUCUUAUGCUGAGAGACAGCUGCCUGUAUUCUUCUCUAGCAUGUAGCGUGUACAGUAUCUGUUGGAUUAUUUUUUUUUCGUUUUCUCUCGUUUUAAAUCACAUGCAGAUAUUUAUUCGACUCAACUCCGUGAUCUGUUCUGCUGAAAAUAUGUUUGUACAUUUUUGAAUUCACGAGGGGAAAUUUAAUUUGCAGCGGAUGAAUUUGUGGGAGAAUUUAUUGAUUUAAGGGAAAGUUUUUAAACAAAAAGCUAUAUCGUCUUUUGGGGUGAGUCGCCGUCGUGCGCAAAAAGCUUGAAUGUGACCUGGUCGUUUGUUGAGGUCUGUGCACUCUUCCAAUAACGCUGAUGUUGCUUCGACCUCUUCGGGGUAGUGAUUUAGAUAUGGCAGAGUGCGCAGUUUCUGCUGUUGUCUUCCCAGAUGGAGUCAGGUACUGCAUGGAAACACAGAUUUCUUAUUGUAUAUUUCUGAUUCACUUAUUUGACUGACAAAUCAUACGCUAUAACAUCCGUCAGUGGAGUUGUAGGUUGUGAGACCUCGUAAUGACACCUGAAACCUCAUAUCCAGGCUUGCUGAGUUCAGCUUUUUGCCUUUUAGUGUGACUGGAGGUUUUCCCAGCAGAUUUAUUUCUCUUUAACAAUGAAUCAUUUAUGCUAAACAGCGGUAACAGGAUGACACCGGCGGGCUUUUACUACACUUAAUUCUCUCCUCGAUUCAUAUUUUAUCGUCUGUUUCUGACAGAUAGUUUGAGGAUUGGCAACAGUAUGAUUAGACAGUGAGACCACAGAGCUGAUAAAACGUUUGCACUUUAACCGGAUCUAAUUUCUCCAUUUUAACACCUGUUUUUAAAAUGACCAAAGAUAGAUGUCUGGACUGAUCACUUUAUCUAUCAGGGUUCGUGAUCCCACUUUUUGGUAACAUUUGCCUCUUCUUACAAAUCACAAAUCAACAGCUUGUCCUGGAAGAAAGAAUAAGAACUGGCCUGCUAGUCUAAACACUGUGCCUCUGUGUCUCAAACUUUGCCUCUAUACUAACCUGAUAUUGAGCCCUGGGAAAAGCACUGACCACCUGACUGUCAGUUUGUUAAAUUAUAUUGAUGAAACCUAAACUGUAAAUAUGAAUUGUCAUUUUUGUGGACUUUAUUCUUUUCUUUUCCUCUCACGCUCACUUCCAGUGUCCAAAGAAAGUUUGCUCAAGGCACAAACAUCACUACUGAAGUAGUGCAUGGCUUGCCAUUACGUGACAUGGGAAGAUUAAAAAGAGAAUAUUGUAGAAAAGAGAAACUGUAAAACUUAAAUUUAUUCCUAUUUUCAAAGAUAAAUGUAUAAAUUAUAACAGUAUUGGUUACAGCUGUAUAUUAUUUUUGAAGAUCCCCAAAAUGAUCCAAUCCUAAUUGUUACUGGGGAAAUAUAAUUUCAGUCAUUGUAAAAAGAGAAAAUUUAAAGGUAAGCAGUGAAAGUAAGAUUAGAAAAAUAAAUGGAAUAAAAGAA
This is a messenger RNA of Amphiprion ocellaris (clown anemonefish), 8336 nucleotides long. It is a transcript of the gene rab11fip3, whose product is annotated as RAB11 family interacting protein 3 (class II). The record is from RefSeq and is a predicted model, not a curated record. Bases 1309 to 4626 code for a protein of 1105 amino acids. Gene Ontology annotation, biological process: endocytic recycling; regulation of cytokinesis. Lineage: Eukaryota; Metazoa; Chordata; Actinopteri; Pomacentridae. The transcript has 14 exons. Gene Ontology annotation, cellular component: cleavage furrow; endocytic vesicle; midbody. Gene Ontology annotation, molecular function: calcium ion binding.